Molecule: messenger RNA, 806 nt
Organism: Aspergillus pseudotamarii
Lineage: Eukaryota; Fungi; Ascomycota; Eurotiomycetes; Eurotiales; Aspergillaceae
Exons: 1
Coding region: 121-567 (148 amino acids)
Source: RefSeq, a predicted model, not a curated record
UAUAAAGGGCAACUCGCGUCUCUGGUAGCCCACAGUUGGUCUCCAACACAUUCUAUUACCACUUCAAUUCCCUUUUCCGGAGUUUCUAUUCUGUCAGCUAUCUCUAAAUUGACGCUCACCAUGCCUUCUUGGCUCCUCACGCUCGGCACCGGCUUUGCCCUGGCGCAGACCAUCUCGGGCGCCUACAUCUACAUUAAGACUACCCAACCACCAGCCAACAGUUACGUGACCCAUUGUACCGUCAUCAUCGACGAGGAGCUCUUCGGCUGUGAGGGUAGCUCCAACCCGUUCAAGAAGAAGUGUGGUAAGAAUACGGGUACCGAGACGAAGGAGAUCUGUGAAACCGCCUCCGUCACCGUCAACUGGGACACUGGUGACCUGCAAUUCAAGAAUGAUCAUGGAGAUCACGCCAACUGCACGCUGAGCACGACCAACGAGUGGGGCGAGUGUGAUACCAGCGACGCGAACAAGUACCCCAAGAUCCAGGACAACCACGCCGAAAGCCUUUUCAGCGUCAGCAGUGCGUUAUACGGGUUGGCACCCGUCGCUGCAGGACUACUGAUUUAAGGAGAUUUCAAUGUCAGCCUGGCUCAUAGUCUCGCUUUCUCCAUGCUCAAUCUAUGGAAGGGCUACGCGAGACCUCUUCCUCUCUGAUCGCGUACCCCCAGUCGGAUUUCCACCAUUGGCCUCUACGGCUAAGAAGGUGAAAGACAAUCAAGUGACGUCAACACUCAAGUCAACAAGGAUAUUUAUUGUUUUGGAAGCCAUGUCCGGGAACAGAAUAAGGAUUUAUGGGAACACUUGUA